Rotaria sp. Silwood2 is the source of this 1002-nucleotide messenger RNA. The record is from the annotation of a GenBank genome assembly. NCBI's taxonomy places the organism in Eukaryota, Metazoa, Rotifera, Eurotatoria, Philodinida, Philodinidae.
AUGUCUGAAUCAAUGAUAAAAUCAGAUUUUUUAUCACAUUCCGAUAAUAUUCUUCCAUUAUUUAAUCCAAGUACAUGUCGUAAAACAUUUCAUGAUUUAAUUCAAGGUAUUUUAAUUGAUGUUAAUUUAUCUGAUUCAUUAAAAAAUCAAUAUGCUUUUAUAUUAAUACGUAUUAUUUAUAGUAAAUUAAGUGAUAAACGUUCAUUAGGUUCAACAACACGUGGUAGAAAAGAUUAUUUAGAAUUAAAUCGUAAAUAUUUAUUUCAAUUUUUAAUAACAUUUGCAUCAAAUAAUUUAUAUGAAAAACAUUUUCAUUAUUUUAUACAAUUAUUAUUAGAACCAUUUUAUGAUGAAUUAUUUCAUACAAAUGAUAAACAAUGGUUAAAUUUAUUUCAUAAGAAAAUUCCAUUAAAUAAUGAUGAAUUUAAUUUAAAUUCUUAUGAAAUAUUUAUUAAAUAUAUUCAACAUUCAUUAUUAUUAUUAAAAACAUUUAUUUAUAAAUUAGGUGUUUAUAUACAUAAACAAAUUGAUUAUAUUAUCAAAUUUUAUAUAUUAACAAUAAAAUUUGUUGAUUAUUUAAAUAAUUUAAAAAGUUCUCAUGAAGAUAAUUUUGAAAUAAAAAGAAUUCGAAUUUUAUUAAAACGUAUUCGUUCAAUGUCUUAUAAAGGUUUACAAACAAUAUUUCAAUUAUUUGAUAAUGAUGAAAAUGAAAUAUUUAAAAAAGAAUUAAUUGAUGAUGUAUGGUUAUGUUGUAUAAGAGAAAAUUAUUUACAUGAUAUAUUAAUUAAAAAUAAACAACGUGAAGAUAUUGUUCAUAUAUUAAAAUUAGCUACUAUUUGGAGUAGUACAUCAUAUUUAAGAUAUUCAAUACUUAAUGAUAGAAAUGAUGCUAAAGAUUUAAUGAAAUGUUUUAGUCAACUUUUAAAUGAAAAUGUUACCAAUGAAAAUAGACAAUUGAUUAUUGAAUUUAUUUGGAAUAUUAUGCAAAUUGAUUGUAUGUGA